Messenger RNA from Adineta steineri, 1053 nucleotides. The record is from the annotation of a GenBank genome assembly. NCBI's taxonomy places the organism in Eukaryota, Metazoa, Rotifera, Eurotatoria, Adinetida, Adinetidae.
AUGACUCUCUGUUUGACAGGUACGCCAAUUGAUGUGACCGUUUAUGACAUUCAGCGUAUAUCGAUUAUCGCCGAACAUAGUCAACCUGUCGUUGUUCGAACUACUGUUGCUUAUAAAGUAAAUACCAGUCAAGCUGGCCAAGGUCAAUUAAAAGUUGAAUUAGUUCAACCACAAACUUCGAAAGUUCCUUGUCGAUGUCAUAUACAAGAAAUAACUUCUCAUGAAUAUCUUGUUCAAUAUAUACCUCUUGAACCUGGUCGAUAUCAACUUCGUAUAUUAUUUAAUAAUCAACUUGUACAAGGAAAAACUCUUGAUAUAGAUGUUUAUCCUUCAUUACCACAAUUAACAAAAACAACAAGUGGAUCAUCUUCUAUUGUUCGUAUUCAACAAAUAAUACCAAGUAGUAUUCCAGAUAUUGGCGAUGAUAUCUGUUUACAAAUCAAUACAGAAAAUCCUUCAAUAUCAUCAAUACAAGGUCAAGUAUCAUGUAAUGGAAUGUCUGUACCACAUAAAAUUGAACGAACAAAAGAUUCACAUGUUUGGCAUAUGAAAUUUCGACCUUAUGUACCUGGAACUUAUAAAGUACAAUUAACACAUAAUGGAUCAUCUCUUCUAAGUUCACCGUAUCUAAUUCAAGUCAAAGAUACGAAUGGUAAAGUUGUUCUCUCUGGUCUCGAACAAACAUUACUAACAAAUUCUCCAUGUGUAAUAGAAGUUCAUGCUGAAUCAACAUCAAAUACACAAAUACAAGCUGUUGUACUUCUUGGUACGCGACAAAUUCCAUCAACAACAACUAUAAUUAAUGAAAAUCUUGCUCGAAUUCAUUUUGUUCCACAAGAACCGGGCGUCUAUUCAGUUCAUGUUUCAUCAUCGAAUCAACCAAUUGAAGGAUCCCCAUUUUCAAUUCGUGUUGAACGACCACGAGUUGUUCAAAUAUCUGGUGAAUGUUUUCCUCGUUUACGCUUAAAUGAUCUUGGAUUAUUUCGUAUACAUUGUCAUGGACAACGAGGAGCAAUUCAAGCAAAAAUAUUUACAACUGUUCAAAUGAUUUAA